Manis javanica (Malayan pangolin) is the source of this 2821-nucleotide messenger RNA. RefSeq names its product protein tyrosine phosphatase non-receptor type 7 (gene PTPN7). Gene Ontology annotation, molecular function: protein tyrosine phosphatase activity; protein kinase binding. The record is from RefSeq and is a predicted model, not a curated record. Gene Ontology annotation, cellular component: cell junction; cytosol; plasma membrane. Gene Ontology annotation, biological process: protein dephosphorylation; signal transduction. NCBI's taxonomy places the organism in Eukaryota, Metazoa, Chordata, Mammalia, Pholidota, Manidae.
GGCGGAGGGAGGAAACUGGCUUCCUGAAGCCUCCUCACCCUCCAAGACAGACCAACAGACAGACAGACAGCUGGUAAGAGGCAGCCAGGGGGACACGGCUGCUUCAGCAAGCCUCAUGGCUGAGUAAGCCUCCCCGGGGGCCUGGCAGCCCCGCAGCAUGGUCCAGGCCUGCGGGGGGCGCUCCAGAGCACAGCUGUCGGUCUCGUCUUCGGGGGCAGCCAUGACCCAGCCUCCGCCCAGCAGAGCACCAGCCAAGAAGCACGUGCGGCUGCAGGAGAGGCGGGGCUCCAACGUGGCUCUGAUGUUGGACGUGCGGUCCCUGGGGGCCGUGGAGCCCAUCUGCUCAGUGAACACCCCCCGGGAGGUCACUCUACACUUUCUGCGCACAGCCGGACACCCCCUCACCCGCUGGGCCCUGCAGCACGAGCCACCCAGUCCCAAGCAGCUGGAAGAGGAAUUCUUGAAGAUCCCCUCAAACUUUGUCAGCCCUGAAGACCUGGAUAUUCCUGGCCAUGCUUCCAAGGACCGAUACAAGACCAUCUUGCCAAAUCCCCAGAGCCGCGUCUGUCUAGGCCGGGCACAGAGCCAAGAGGACGGAGACUACAUCAACGCCAACUACAUUCGCGGCUACGAUGGGCAGGAGAAGGUCUACAUCGCAACGCAGGGCCCCAUGCCCAACACUGUGUCAGACUUCUGGGAGAUGGUGUGGCAGGAGGAAGUGUCACUCAUUGUCAUGCUCACUCAGCUCCGAGAGGGCAAGGAGAAAUGUGUCCACUACUGGCCCACAGAAGAAGAAACCUAUGGCCCCUUCCAGAUCUGCAUCCAAGAUGUGAAAGAGCGUCCAGAAUACAUUGUGCGGCAGCUCACCAUCCAGUGCCAGGGGGAAUGCCGGUCAGUGAAGCACGUCCUAUUCUCAGCCUGGCCUGACCACCAGACACCAGAAUCAGCUGGGCCCCUGCUGCACCUGGUGGCUGAGGUGGAGCAGAGCCCGGACACAGCUGCCCACACCAGGCCCAUGGUGGUCCACUGCAGUGCAGGGAUUGGCCGGACAGGCUGCUUCAUCGCCACCCGAAUUGGUUGCCAACAGCUGAAGGCCCGAGGAGAAGUGGACAUUCUGGGCAUUGUGUGCCAACUGCGGCUGGACAGGGGGGGGAUGAUCCAGACCACGGAGCAAUACCAGUUCCUGCACCACACCUUAGCCCUGUAUGCAGCCCAGCUGCCGGAGGAGUCCAGCCCCUGCCCCCUGGCACCUUCCACUAGCCCAGGCGCCCAAAUCCCCCAGGCCUGGGAAGGUGGGUCUGGGGAAAGUGGGCCUUGUGACCGGGGCUAUCCCCAGGGUGGGCAUGGGGAAGGGGUGCCCCCUCAGUGAGCACAUGUGGCCCCAGGAAGCUGCAUCAGCAAGGACCAGGACCAGACUCCAAGUCUGCACGACGGGCCGCUCUUCUGCUUCCACUAGUCGCCCCAUGCGGACACCAGGGGGACCCUCCCAUGUCUCUCUGAACUUAAAGAUAGGAGCUGGCACUUACACCAGACCUGAGAGACCCAGGUGUCUCCGCCUGCUCUAAAGUGCUCUGCAAGCUGCAUUCUCCUCGUCUAUGACACGGACAGUAAGUGUUUUGCUGCCAUAAGAGGAAACCAAUCAGGGAAGAUCCUAGGAGCUGCUCCAGAUAAAUGCUGUUCCUGGGAUGGCAAAGUGAUCCCAAGGCCAUCCUGUGCCCAGGGCCCUGCCCACGAACAGGCCAGAUGCCAGAGCCAGGAAAAGUCUGGACCUGGCCUUGGUCAAGUUCUCAACAUCCUAGCAGUAACUGCCUCCUCGCCCCUCAUCUGUGAGGACUGAUACCCCUCACAGAGAUAUCCUUAAGAGAGAACAAGGCCCGGACUACCUGUGUCCACACGUGUCCUGGGAGCAGGCUGCAGAGGUGACCAGGCUCAGCAGUUGAAAUCUCUGGAAGAUGGAAAAGAGUGGGGACCCCUCAGAGGCCCAGAGAGCUGCCUGUGCCUCCGUAAUUGCCAGGCACUCACCCCAGCUACUCCCUAGGGAGGCCUAGCACCCUCUGUCUUCCUUCCCUGACCCCAGAAGAUACCCUGGAUACCAGAAAGUACAAAAGAAAGAGGAAAGAAGAAAUAAAAAGAUCAGCCUGAUUUUAGAUUAACCAGCCCCCUCGACCACCCUCCUCCCCUGCCACAGCAGAGUGCAAACGGGGGCUCAGACUGAACGGGGACCCCUCUUAGUCUACCCCAGAGACCUCACUCUCUCAUCACCUCAGCGAAAAUGCAAUUUCCUGGGCUAUCUCAGGGCUGACCUACUCACCCCAGGAAGACAUCCGAAUCUUUCACCCUUCGAUCCAAGAUGGGCCGCCUGUGGGGAUGAAGGGAGGUAUUAUUCCUCUAGGCACUCGACCCCUGGGGUCUGCCUUCACUGAUGCUGCUCUCUGUGGAGCCCCCCAAGGAGCUGAAUCCUGGAGAGCAGCUGGGCCUCCUCACCCAUGACAUCUCUUCUGAAGAACCUGUGGUGUUGAAACUGAGGUGGAUUUUCUUAAUGCCUCUGCUUGGCCUUCCUGAGGGCUGCUCCUCCUCCCAGCCCUGCAAAGGGGCUCUCCUGCACCCCCACUUUCCUGACGGUCUGUGCGCAGGAAGUUGGGAGGAGAGCUCUCAAGGGCCUGGUGCUGCCCUGAGCGCAGAGCCAGCCAGGAGGGGAGCCACUGAGCAGGCCCACAGGCCUCCCUUCCUGGUGCACUGCCCCAGCCCCAUCCCAACUCCAUGCCUUUCCAGGGCACAGCUCUGGAAAAGUAACCCAGCAGGAAAAUAAAGACUUCUUGGA